AUGAACCUUUUUUCUCGACUAAUCAACUCUUGGACAGGCAACAAAAGUACCGGAGAGUCUUACUAUCACUUCGAGCUGGCAACGUCUGACCUCGACGACGAUGAGCACGCCGAGUACAACCGGUCUGCUGCGUCCCUACCUACUGCGACCAAGACUCGGUUGCCGACCUCGAGAGUCAUUAUGCUCAGUCUCGCACUCGGUGGGCUGCAAUUCUUCUGGUCCACAAUCAUGGCCAAUUUGGUACCCUUCCUUCGAAGUCUCGGGCUUUCCAAACCUGUCGUUGCCGCGUCUAUGAUAUCUCAGCCGCUUUCGGGCACGCUCGUCGGACCGUGGGUUGGUGCAUUCAGCGACGGGCUGCAGACCAAGUGGGGACGAAGACGUCCUGUCAUGGUCCUCGGCGCAGUCUCUACCACGGCUCUACUCAUACUCCUCGCUUGGGUUGAUGAGUGGGUCCAUCUGCUGACUUGCCAACCGAAUCAAUGUGGCGAGUACGAGCAAAGUGUCCAGCAUUUCGUCCAGGGCGUUGCCGUCACUCUUGUGGUUGGUCUCAGCAUCGCUGUCCAACCUUUCCAAAGUGGUGCGCGAAGUAUUAUCAUUGAUAAUCUUCCAGCAGGGCAGCAAAACGAGGCAAACGUGUCUUCGAGUCGCAUAAUUUGCAUCGGAGGUAUCGCCGGGUUCCUUGCCGGGACGAUUGACAUACCUUCAGUCUUCAACAAUUCCUAUCAGAUCACCCAACUUCAGGGCCUGGCCGUCUUGAAUGCGGUUGUGAUCACGUCUUCCGUUGGGGCCACAUGCCUCGUCUUCAAGGAGUCAAGUCAGUCGUGCUUUCGUGAUGGCAGGGGUCCGAGACCACUGGCCAACAUAUGGCGCAGCGUUCAUGGUCUCCCCGACGUCAUUCGAAAGGUGUGCAUGGUUCAGUUCUUUGCGUGGUCAGCCUGGUAUUCGCUUCUGUACUACACCACCACAUUCAUUGCCGAGCUGGGUAAGACGACCAAGCGACAAACUUGA
Molecule: messenger RNA, 1008 nt
Organism: Alternaria atra
Lineage: Eukaryota; Fungi; Ascomycota; Dothideomycetes; Pleosporales; Pleosporaceae
Exons: 2
Coding region: 1-1008 (335 amino acids)
Biological process (GO): transmembrane transport
Cellular component (GO): membrane
Molecular function (GO): sucrose:proton symporter activity
Source: RefSeq, a predicted model, not a curated record